UGCAAGUGACGUUUGUGGCGCCAGAAAUCAAGGAGGAGCUAAGCGCGAUUUGAAAACGAUGUUCAAUGUACUCGGCUUAUUAAAAUAUUGACAAAAUUAUUUGUGAGUGAGUUUGAGUCUGAAUGAUUUUAGAGUCUUUUAAGGCAUAUUAAGGAUGGUGAUGCUGCGCAGUAACGGCGAUAUGGACUCGAGCACGGAGUUUCUGUCGUUGAACCCGCCUCAGCGAAAGUCCGCGCGACUUAAAAAGGCCCAUGAUGACAGUUUAACGAGUGUCGACGACAGCCCGGUGAACGGAUUUUUGUCAAUAAAAGAGGAAAACGGCAUGAGGAGCAGAGCUCAGAAAGGAAGACAUGCUGUCACCUUCGCUGAUGUGAAUGGACAAACCAGCAAAUCCCCUUCUAAAGAUGAGAAAAACGAAAGACAUUUAAGGAAAUCGCCAAGAUUACAGGCAGAUGGAGAGAGAUCUGCAGAUGAACACACAGAUGAGGCCGAAUCUACUCCUGUUUCUUGGAACCUGCGUGCUCGAAUUCAGAGGCGAGAAGAGGACAGUUCUGUGAGACGCAGCUCCAGAAUUACAAGAUACAAACUUAAUGCCAGGAACCAGUCGGUCCUUUAUGACAGGCUCAUUACAAACACCGCAGAGGCUGUGCUUCAGAAGAUGGAUGACAUGCAGAAAAUGCGUCGGAGAUUGGAGAGCAGAGGCAGUGAAGAUGAGAAUCUUAGAAUUUACUCUGGAACCAAAAGGAAGAGAAUCGCGAAAUCUUCAGAGAAUACACAAGAGGAAAGUUCUGACAACCAAGAGAAUGAAUAUAGUGAUCACGAGGAGGAGGACGGAGAAGGGGAGGGUGAGGAAGAAGAAAAUGAUGAGGAAGAUGACGAAGAGGAAGACGAAGAUGAGGAAGACAAUGGAAAACGUUACGAGUUCAGGCAAAGAAAAGCUGUUGUGCGCUACCAGGCACCCCUUGAUGAGCCGAAAAAGCAGAGUAUAUUUUUUAAGCGUCACUCCACCCCAAUGAGAAGAAGAUAUUCCUUCAGUUCUGCAGGUCCCCGGGGCAUGUACAACAACAGGAGGAGCACCAGGAGAAGACAUGCCAUUCACAGUAGUGACUCCACAUCCUCCUCUUCCUCUGAUGAAGACAAAUUUGAGAGACGGAGAAGCAAGAGUCGUAACAGGUCAAUAAACAGAUGCCUCCCCAUGAAUUUACGCAAGGAGGACUUGUUGGGAGUCCACAAGGACAGGGUCAAAAUUGGAGCGAGUCUUGCAGAUGUGGAUCCGAUGCAGAUUGACCAAACGGUGCGCUUUGAUAGCAUCGGAGGUUUGGGCAAACACAUCUCUGCACUAAAAGAGAUGCUCGUUUUUCCUUUGCUUUACCCUGAAGUUUUUGAGAAGUUUAAGAUUCAACCUCCAAGGGGCUGCCUGUUCUAUGGCCCUCCUGGCACAGGGAAGACUCUGGUUGCUCGAGCCCUGGCAAAUGAGUGCAGUCAGGGCGAGAGAAAGGUAGCGUUCUUUAUGAGGAAAGGAGCGGACUGCCUCAGCAAAUGGGUGGGUGAGUCUGAGAGACAGCUCCGCCUCCUGUUUGACCAGGCAUACCAAAUGCGUCCAUCAAUUAUUUUCUUUGAUGAAAUUGAUGGGAUCGCACCUGUUCGGUCCAGCCGACAAGACCAGAUACACAGUUCCAUUGUGUCCACUUUGCUGGCUCUAAUGGAUGGUUUGGAUAGUCGUGGUGAGGUGGUUGUUAUCGGAGCUACUAACCGUCUGGACUCCAUAGAUCCUGCUCUUAGACGACCUGGGCGAUUUGACAGAGAAUUCCUGUUCAGCUUACCUGACAGAGAGGUUCGCAAAGAUAUUUUGAAGAUCCAUACGAGGCAGUGGGACCCACCUUUGUCUGAUGCAUUCCUUGAAGAGUUGGCUGACAAAUGUGUCGGUUACUGCGGUGCAGACAUCAAAGCAGUGUGUGCAGAAGCAGCUCUGUGCGCACUGCGCAGACGCUACCCCCAGAUCUACACCACCUCCCAGAAACUCCUGCUGGAUGUGGAGUCCAUCAGUGUCGGUGGGCGGGACUUCCUCUCGGCCAUGAGGAAAAUAGUUCCGGCUUCCCAAAGAGCAGUGGCCUCUCCAGCUAAAGCUCUUACACCCGUAAUCGAACCUCUGCUGAGCUCCACCGUCAGUAAAGCCAUGGAGAUGCUGCAGAGACUCUUUCCUCAUGCAGUGCAGAGUCUCAAGAAGAACAGAGACUCUGAGGGUGUGCCUGGCGUCUUAGAUGAUCUACUACAGAGUGAAGACGAGGGUUCUUCUAUAUGCACUACCAAUAAAGGCCAGAAGAGCACUGGACCUGCAGCGCCUAUCCUCCAUCUGAGCAGGAGCGCUCAGCAACAUCCCAUCUCAUUCCGACCAAGACUGCUGCUCUGUGGAACUCCCGGCUCGGGUCAGACCUCACACUUGGCUCCUGCUGUUCUUCAUGCUCUUGAGAAGUUCACAGUGUAUACACUUGACAUUGCUGUUCUGUACGGGGUCAGUUCCGCCACCCCAGAGGAGGCUUGUGCGCAGGUUUUCUGUGAGGCAAGGAGAACGGCCCCCAGCAUUCUGUAUAUUCCUCACAUCCAGCGAUGGUGGGACACUGUGAGCUCUACUUUAAAGGCCACAUUCAUCAGUCUCCUGCAGAACAUUCCUUCAUUCUCCCCUUGCCUCCUCCUUGCCACAUGCAACUAUCCUUACGAGACACUUUAUCCUGAGGUGCAGGACCUCUUUCAUGUUGAGUAUGGGGAGGUAUUCAACGUUCCACUGCCUUCUAGAGCAGAGAGGUUACGAUUCUUUGAGGAUCUUAUUUUAAAUCAAGCUGCCAAAGCACCUGUGUCUAAGAGAGAAGCAGUGCUCCAGGCGCUGGAGGUGCUACCAGUAGCCCCUCCACCUCCGCCCCGUCUGCUGUCUGAGCAGGAGCAGCAGAAGCUAGAGGAACAGGAAGAGGACACGCUCAGGGAACUCCGACUCUUCCUGCGGGAUGUCACUAACCGACUGGCACAGGACAAACGCUUCAAGGCAUUCACCAGGCCUGUGGACACAGAGGAGGUUCCUGAUUACACUACAGUCAUCAAACAGCCCAUGGACCUGUCUACGCUGAUGUCCAAAAUAGACCUGCACAAAUAUGAAACCGUGGCAGCUUACCUACAUGAUGUGGAUCUGAUCUGGAAAAAUGCCCUUGAGUACAACCCAGACAAAGACCCCUCAGAUCGGCUCAUCAGACAUCGUGCCUGCGCUCUUAAGGACAGUGUGCAUGCCAUAAUCAGAGAUGAGUUAGAUGAAGACUUUGAGAGGAUCUGCACUGAAAUCAAGGAGUCACGCAUCAAACGAGGCCACACUUCAUCGAGGUUCACUCCUGCCUACUAUCACGUGCUGCCAAAGGUCUCUGCUACAGUGGAGCAGACAACAAGUGAUCCAGCACCUAGCAAAGAUGCUGCACCUGUGGCAACUCCAGCAGCGAUGACAACACGCCAGUCAGGAAGUAAUUCAGCUGCACAAAAGAAAAAGAAGAGGAAAAACACAUGGAGAAAUGGCUUCAUCCGCAGAAAAAAGACAUCCUCACAUUUGAACUCCAAAGACAACCCCAACACAGCUGAAUCAGGUGACGAAGAGGAGGAUGAGGAGGAAGAGGAUGAUGGAAAACAAGCUGAGACUGAAGAUGCAGAGAAUAUGAAGGACACUGAAUGUGAGUUGAUGGAGGUUGAUGGCUGUGCUCGUGCAGAAGGCCCAGCAGAAUCCACUUCAAACGCUGAAGUGGAGAAUACUCUCAACACUAAUGUGGAAACACAAGAUGAUAAUGCCUCCACUGCAGUGGACAGAGUCGUGAAUGGAGAGACUCUCCAGAAUGCUGAUGCCACAGUCGGACAGAAUGAAGUCCAUCCAGCAGAGAAUACCAGGACGAAGAGGACAGAGCUGACUUCAGAGGACAACACAGGAACAGAGUUUAGACCGAGGCGGAUGACGAGAGGUUUUAAGGUCCAGGCCGAACAGCAGAGUCUCAUCAGUGUCGAUGCUGCCAUGAAGAUCUUGGAGCAGAAAAAUUAGCCACUUGUUGUAGAUCACAACAAACUGAAAGAACUGCUGCAGAAAGUUGUGGACAUGACAGAAGGGUAUGAGGUUAAUCGUCUGGAGAAACUAUAUGCUCUGUUGUGUCAGAGCAUUUACAGACACAGAAAAGAUUAUGACAAAACUGCACUUAUCCUGGAGAUGUCAAAAGAAGUCGAAGAGUUUUCCUAGUUUGCUUAUUUGUUACAUAAACUAUGCAUUAUAUUUCUUAUAAGAACGUGUUUAUAAAUUAUAUUUGCUAAUUUCCUAGAUAUGUCUGAGUGCUGUGCAUAAUAAAUGCAUUAAAAAGUCUU
Triplophysa rosa is the source of this 4377-nucleotide messenger RNA. Its product is annotated as ATPase family AAA domain-containing protein 2-like. The transcript is spliced from 28 exons. Bases 155 to 4063 code for a protein of 1302 amino acids. The record is from RefSeq and is a predicted model, not a curated record. Lineage: Eukaryota; Metazoa; Chordata; Actinopteri; Cypriniformes; Nemacheilidae. Gene Ontology annotation, cellular component: nucleus. Gene Ontology annotation, biological process: positive regulation of transcription by RNA polymerase II. Gene Ontology annotation, molecular function: ATP binding; ATP hydrolysis activity; chromatin binding.